This is a messenger RNA of Candidula unifasciata, 1552 nucleotides long. The record is from the annotation of a GenBank genome assembly. Lineage: Eukaryota; Metazoa; Mollusca; Gastropoda; Stylommatophora; Geomitridae.
CUUGUUCCUGGACAAAUUGGAUGAGUGAUCAUUCUCCUGAUGCAGUUGGAGACAUGGAAACCAUUUUACAACUCCGCCGUCACUAUUCCUUCUGCAACACCUCAGAUAUUCUUGCUGUGAGAUGCAGAGACAGUAAGACAAAAAGGACUCCAGAGGAGCUUGGUCAGUUGAAUGUUCUAUGUGAAAUCAACCGUGGGCUCGUGUGCAUCAACUCAAACCAGCUGCUUGGUCAGUGUGUUGAUUAUGAGGUAAGCUUCCUUUGUGAUCCUUACAGUCCUGGAUGUAAACUCGAAAACACACCUAGCGAUCUUCUGUCAACUUCAACAAGUACAGCAGAAUCAACAGCACAUGAUGGAACUUCUGCCUUUUCCACUGGUACAACAGAAACAACACAGCUCUGUAAGCAGGUUGUGAACCUGCAAGAGGACAUGCUCAGUGCCAGUUCAUUCCGUGAUGACAGUUAUGCACCUGGCCAUGCAAGAUUAGGUGAUGCCAACUGUUGGAUGCCAGCUGCUACAGACAUUUCUCCCUACAUUCAGGUCAGUUUCAUGACUUGGCAAAUGGUAUCUGGAAUAACAACACAAGGCCAUGCUGGUGCUUCACUGUUUGUGCGGACUUUCAUCAUUAAAUACAGCACUGAUGGCAUUAUGUGGCAUUCCUACAGAGAAGCUGAGGGACAGGAUAAAAUAUUCUAUGGCAACAUUGAUUCUACGACACCUGUCAGAAACUUAUUUCAUUAUCUGAUUCGUGCACGUUAUCUACGAAUUAUUCCUGUGUCAUGGAAUCAUGAGAUUGCUAUGAGAUUUCAACUUCAUGGCUCUAUUCAGGUAACACCUUUAAUGGAUAAGUUAUCUUUAAGUGACAUGAACUGCACAGACUGGGACCAGUGGCUUGAUUUAAAUCAUCCCAACUUGACUCACAGAGAUGAGGUUGAACCCAUUGCAGAUUUGAUUGCACACUCCCUUUUCUGUAAAAACCCCAUGGCUAUAGAAUGCCGCCCAGAACCCUUUGUCAGGCCACAGACCAGUGCUCCAAUGAUGUCAUGCAACUUAUGGGAAGGUUUCAAAUGUUUAGUAAGUGAUGGAAAUGGGCCAGUUUGUAACAACUACAAAGUCAGGCUUGGAUGCCUUAAGGAAACCCCGGAAUGCAUAUCCCGGCAGACUAACCCUGUCCCAGUCUGCAACCCAGAUCUGGAUACUAGUUUCUGUCCAGAGAGCUGCCAGCAAGGGUUCUACUGUAAUGGUACCAAGUGUGUGCCGAGAUCUUCAUGCCCAUGUAACAUUAACGGUAAAGUUGUCAUGCCUCAUGGUGUAGAGAGGGAUGAGAAGUGUAACAUCUGUCAGUGCCAGAGUGGUGAAACGAUGUGCGCACCCUUGCCACAGUGCCCUUCCUGUGCAAAGGGUAUCAGUUAUCGGGACACUGACAGCUGUGAAUGUCAAUGUUUGACCUGUAAAACUAAUGAGUACCAAUGUGGGGAUGGUUCAUGCAUUGACGAACACCAGAAGUGUGACUGCAUCGUUGACUGUAUUGAUGAUGAACUGGGAUGUGGUAA